AGGCCAUUGAAAUUCAGCUCCAAGAGGAAAUAAUUGUGGAGAUACUCAGCAGGUUACCAGUUCGAUCUCUUCAUCGAUUUAAAUGUGUGUCAAAAUAUUGGAAGGCAUUAAUAUCUGAUCCUUACUUCAGGAUGAAGCAUCUCAAUCGGGCCAAGAAUGACCGAAAUUCUCAAAAAAAUUUAAUUUCUAAAACGUGUUUUGAUAAGAAGAAGACUAGUGAUAAAAUAACUCACUUCUAUUCUUCUUCUCUAUCGUCGGCGGUUCAACUGUUUGAGGAUGAAAAAGAAGUUGAUUUUUCUCCAAACUGGACACCUUGGUGUGCUUUGAUACUUAGUUCUUGUGAUGGGUUGGUUCUUAUUAAAUUUCUUGAUCUUCGAACCGGUAAAGUUAUCCUUUCGCUGUGGAACCCCUCGACAAGGGAAUCAGUAGAACUUCCCUUGCCAAGACUUGUUCCGCUGAAACAUUGCAUAUGCGGUAUGGGAUAUGACACAACUAGUGAUGACUAUAAGAUCGUUAUGAUUAACCUGACUAGGUUUGCUCACGGAGCAAUAUCCACUGAAGUUCUAGCACUAAAGAGUGGCGGUUCCUGGAGAAGUUGCGAAUAUCCAACUGACAUUAGCCGUGUGCAGGGUGUUUGGGAUUGUGGUAUGGAUUAUUUCGCGUUUAUACAUGGAGCAUUUCACUGGGUUGGUUGCCGUUUGUCACAAUGUUAUAUUGUCGUUUCAUUUAAUAUCUCAAAUGAGGUGUACGGAGAGAUACCGUUGCUGGAUCAGAUGUGCCUUAAUUUCGACAGAAAGAAACUGACAGACGUUCUUGAUCUUGGGGUUUCAACAUUGGAAGGAAUGCUUUGUUUUUAUUCUACGUAUUAUAAAGGAGGGGAAGGCAGUUUUAAGUUGUGGGUAAUGAGAGACUAUGGUGUUAAGGAAUCUUGGACGAUAUUAGUUUCAAUCCAAGAUUCUAAUCUUUAUUCAGUUAGACCAAGAUAUAGGUUCGGGGAUGGAGAAGUGCUGCUACGCUGCAGGCAUCGGGGAUUUAUUAAGUUUAUCGAAUAUGCAACAUCCCGAGGACCAUUCGGAGUAUGGCCUUCAAGGCAAACACAUAUGCAAGACGUCGUUUAUACAGAGAGCUUGAUCUCUCCUAAAUUAUUUGCUUGUGUAUGAUUUUCAAACUUUUCUAUUUUUGUUUUUACGUUGAAGAUGAUGUAAUAUAUGUAACUUCUGUUUCGGAAUUGACAUAUUUAUCAAAGGUUUCAGCUUUUAUUAUUUCACCUA
Capsicum annuum is the source of this 1271-nucleotide messenger RNA. RefSeq names its product F-box/kelch-repeat protein At3g23880-like. NCBI's taxonomy places the organism in Eukaryota, Viridiplantae, Streptophyta, Magnoliopsida, Solanales, Solanaceae. Gene Ontology annotation, molecular function: protein binding. The record is from RefSeq and is a predicted model, not a curated record.